AUGGUUUCAGCACGUCAGAAACGUGCUCCACAGCCGUAUAAUAAGUUUGAGACUAUGUCUAAACUAACAGAGUUUGAUGUGAUUAAAAAGAUUGGACAAGGUACAUUUGGUGUGGUGCAGAAAGCGAAAAGCCGAAAGACAAGGGAAUUGGUAGCAUUGAAACAACUUAUAAACCAUUCUGCCAAAGAAGGCUUUCCUAUCACAGCUAUGAGAGAAAUUACUAUUCUUAAGAGUCUCAACCAUGAGAAUGUGUUGAAGAUCACCGGCAUGAUAUAUGAGGAAGCUAAGGCCAAUUCACCUGAAGACGCUGUACGCCAAAGAGGAUGUUUCUAUACGAUAUCACCGUACAUGUCGUUAGACUUGGUUGGUCUAUUAGAGAAUCCACAAAUCAAGCUUACUGAAGCGAUGGUCAAAUGCAUUAUGAAGCAGCUUCUUCAAGGUGUGGAUUAUAUUCACCAAGAGCAUUACUUACAUAGAGACAUCAAGGCUGCUAAUAUCCUCAUUGAUCCACAUGGAGUGGUGAAAAUUGCUGAUUUUGGGCUUGCCAGAAUCUACCAUGGCAAAACGCCUCUAAAAGGUUUGGGCUCUGGAGGUGGAGAGAGAGCAUACACAGCGUUAGUCGUCACGAGAUGGUACAGGUCUCCAGAGUUGCUUCUAGGUGAACGAAAAUACGGCACUGCUGUUGACAUGUGGGGCGUUGGAUGUGUCUUUGGCGAGCUUUUCACGAAGAAACCUAUCUUGGUCGGAUCGUCUGACUCCAAUCAAGCGCAACUUAUUUUUGACAUGGUGGGACCACCAUCUCGCGAGAACUGGGCGAGUGCGUCGCUUCUCCCGAACAAACAGGACCUUAAUAUUGGGUUGACAUGCAAACGUACGCUAGAGCAACGCUUUGUGCCUCUCAUGGGCGAGGUUGGUGUUCUGCUUUUGGAUAAGUUUCUAACGUUAGAUCCUGCAAAGCGCUGGAACGCUCAGGAUGCGUUGGAGCAUGAAUACUUCAGAGUUGAUCCAAAGCCUUUGGCACCAGAGGACAUGCCUGCUUUUGAAGAGAGUCAUGAGAUUGACAGGGAGAGGUUUAAGAGACAAAGGACAGAGGGGCCAGAACCUGAGCUGGAGAAGAAACCCAGGUCAGAACCAUACGUGAGCAGGCUGAACAGGCCUGGGGUUUCCGGUAUAAGAACGAAGCCAGUAAAGCCCAGAUAUUGA
Candidozyma haemuli is the source of this 1203-nucleotide messenger RNA. It is a transcript of the gene CRK1, whose product is annotated as cyclin-dependent serine/threonine protein kinase. Gene Ontology annotation, cellular component: nucleus. Gene Ontology annotation, molecular function: cyclin-dependent protein serine/threonine kinase activity; ATP binding. The transcript has a single exon. Gene Ontology annotation, biological process: protein phosphorylation. NCBI's taxonomy places the organism in Eukaryota, Fungi, Ascomycota, Pichiomycetes, Serinales, Metschnikowiaceae. Bases 1 to 1203 code for a protein of 400 amino acids. The record is from RefSeq and is a predicted model, not a curated record.